Messenger RNA from Eucalyptus grandis, 2909 nucleotides. RefSeq names its product putative leucine-rich repeat receptor-like protein kinase At2g19210. The record is from RefSeq and is a predicted model, not a curated record. NCBI's taxonomy places the organism in Eukaryota, Viridiplantae, Streptophyta, Magnoliopsida, Myrtales, Myrtaceae. The transcript has 12 exons. Gene Ontology annotation, biological process: protein phosphorylation. Gene Ontology annotation, molecular function: ATP binding; protein kinase activity.
CUUCGCCUUGAGAUGGUAGAGCCCUCCUUUCCUCACUAGAGUGGAGAAACCGAUGUGAAGAGAGGUUUGAUAUUCCAUAAAGAUCUUGAAGAUGCUGCAUGUCUUGAUUGGUUGUCUAGCUCUAGCAGUCAUUGCUCGCGGGCAACAAAAUCCAGGUUUCAUAAGCAUAGAUUGCGGAGCACCUAAUGAUUACCAUGAUGAUCAGCUCAACAUAUACUACAAGGCUGAUGCAGGAUAUGUAGAUUCCGGAACAAACGUGCAGGUGUCUACCCAGGUCAUCUACCAAAACAACCAACAACAAUCAAAGAAUCUCCGCAUCUUCCCUAGUGGAGAAAGGAAUUGUUAUACAUUAACGCCAGAUGAAGGAAAGGGCAGCACAUAUUUGGUCAGGGCUUCAUUUUGGUAUGGUAAUUAUGAUGGCAAAGAUCAAACCCCAGCAUUUGACCUCCAUAUUGAUGUUAACUAUUGGAUCACGGUGAACUCUUCGUCUUGGAUAUACAAAGAGAUUAUUUACACUCCUCCGAGAGAUUACAUACAAAUUUGCUUGGUGAAUAUCAGCUUGGGAGUUCCAUUUAUAUCAGCUCUGGAGUUGCGGUUGCUGGAUAACUCGACUUACCAGAUCAAUUCCGGUGCACUUGUAACCAACUGGAAAUAUAAUUUGGGGAGCCUAAGCACAUACAGGCAUCCGCAAGAUGUAUAUGAUCGCAUCUGGAACAAUAAGACUUAUAGUGGAGGUUGGUCAUCAGUUAGCAACACAACGGCCAUCGUGACAAGUACAAGCAAUGAUGCCUAUAAAGUUCCGCCCGAAGUUUUGAUGACUGCCACACAAGUACAAAAUGUCACUGAUCCUCUGAGUCUGUUUUGGACCUCAGAGAACUCCACCAAUGUUUGGUAUAUAUACUUUCACUUUGUGGAAUUGCAAUUGCAAAAGGGUCAAUUCAGAGAACUCACCGUAUAUGUACAAGAUGAAUUCGUGGAAACUGUCAUGCUCGAGAACCUAAAGCCAGUGACUGUAGCCUCAUUGCCCAUAAGUGGACAUAAUUUGAACUUGACUAUUAGUGCGACGGCCCGCUCUAGUCUGCCACCGCUCCUCAAUGCGGUCGAGUUUUUCACUGUGGCACAGCUCCCAAAUUCACCGACUUUUCUUGAUGACUGUAUAUUUAUAUCUAUGCUCCCACUUAAUUUUUUUUGUUUCGAUAAUCUUUGAUUUCUUUAUGAUUGUAGCUAUUUAUGUGGUGGUUUAGUUAAUGCAAUGUAUGACAUCAAGAAAACAUAUGGGGUGAUCAGAGCUAGCUGGCAGGGUGAUCCAUGCAUUCCUACGCAGUACACAUGGAGCGGACUGAAUUGUAGCUAUGAUAGUUCUCCAAGAAUCAUCUCAUUGAACCUGAGCUCCAGUGGACUGAAAGGACCGAUAGCUACAUCAAUCUCCAAUUUGACAGCAGUUGUAUCCCUGGAUUUAUCCAACAAUUCAUUAACUGGGUCCGUGCCAGACUUUUCGAAUUUAAGUGGAAACAACAUGAAUGGCUCUGUUCCUCAAAUUCUGUUGAAGGGGAAGGCAGAUGGAUCGUUGCUAUUAAGCUUAGAUGGAAAUCCAAAUCUUUGCCAAUCAAACAAUUGUCAGACCAGCAAUGUGCAGCCAAAGAAAAAGGGCAUCUCUGUUGCCCCAAUCAUUGCAUCAGUUGCAGCCAUUCUGGUCUUGGUUUCAUUGGGCGCUCUUGCAGUGUUGUGGAUAAUCAAAAGAAGACAAAUCCAAGACGUUACUACUAUUACUACAACUACCAACUCUAGCGAAGGAUAUACUGGGACAUUAAAGUUGUCAAAAAAUCGACCUUUCACAUCCACUGAGGUUACAAGAAUUACUGAUAACUUUAGAACAGUAAUUGGAGAGGGAGGAUUUGGGAAAGUCUACUUUGGCAGACUUGAUGAUGGCAUUCAAGUCGCGGUAAAAAUGUUAUCUCGAUCAUCAAAGCAAGGCUACAAGGAAUUUCACGCAGAGGCACAACUCUUGAUGGUCGUUCACCACAGAAAUCUAGUUUCGCUUAUCGGAUAUUGCGAAGAAUUUGAAAACAUGGCACUGAUUUACGAAUUCAUGUCCAAUGGAAAUGUUCGGCAACAUUUGUCAGCACACAACCCUAAUGUUUUAAGUUGGAGCGAGAGACUAAAAAUCGCAAUCGAUGCAGCUCAAGGGUUAGAGUACUUGCAUAAUGGCUGUAAACCUCCCGUUGUCCAUAGAGAUUUAAAGACACCCAAUAUUUUACUAAACGAAAACAUGCAAGCGAAGAUUGCUGAUUUUGGAUUAUCGAAGGCAUUUGUAACAGAGCAAGAUUCUCAUAUUUCGACUCGCCCAGCAGGAACGCCUGGUUAUCUUGAUCCGGAGUUUCAUACAUCCGGAAACUUGAGCAAGAAGAGCGAUGUAUACAGUUUUGGCAUAGUUUUAUUCGAGUUAAUCACUGGCCACCCCGCCAUUAUAAGAAGUCCAGAGGGCAGCAUGCACAUACUUCGCUGGGUAACUCCACUCAUAGAAAGAGGGGACAUCCAAAGCAUUGUCGACCCGAGGUUAAAUGGCCAAUUCAACAUCGGUUCUGCAUGGAAAGCGGUUGAAAUAGCCAUGUCGUGUGUGCCGAUGACAGCUGUUCAAAGGCCGGACAUGAACCGUGUUAUGUCGGAACUAAAAGAAUGGUUGACAGUAGAGAUUGGGUCAGGGAGAAGCCAAGAAUGGGAAAUAGUAAGAGAAGAAGUGAGUCUUUUGAGAUGACCUCAAUUGAUCUGGAUAUUGCACCAAAUGCUCGUUAACUGCACUUGGUAUGUAAGGUUAUCACGUUCAGCGUUCUUGUGUAAGUUGUUGAUUAUUGGGUCGUAUAGAUUGAAAACUUCUGUACAAAGUCUGAGCUUGUGACUUUAAAUUGUCA